This is a messenger RNA of Aspergillus tubingensis, 1596 nucleotides long. Its product is annotated as nucleobase cation symporter-1 family protein. Gene Ontology annotation, cellular component: plasma membrane. The record is from RefSeq and is a predicted model, not a curated record. Gene Ontology annotation, biological process: transmembrane transport; nucleobase transport. The transcript has 2 exons. The coding region runs from base 1 to 1596 and encodes 531 amino acids. Lineage: Eukaryota; Fungi; Ascomycota; Eurotiomycetes; Eurotiales; Aspergillaceae. Gene Ontology annotation, molecular function: nucleobase transmembrane transporter activity.
AUGAAGUUCAGACGGCCUCAGCUUCGAGUGCCGCAGUCGCGCUCUGCUUUUGCGGAUGGAAGUGCUCGCUGGACCAAUCUCGAUCUCGAUCCGGUUCCUUUUCAUCGUCGACAAUGGGGACCGCUCAGCUUUAUCUCGUAUUGGGUCUCCGAUGCCUUUAAUGCAGCUACAUGGCAGUUUGCUAGCAGUAUAAUAGCAGUCGGCCUUAGCUGGCGCGAAUCACUCAUAAUCGUCGCUAUUUCGUUCUUCAUCAUGUCUUUCGUCAUCGCGGGCAACGGCGCUGUCGGUGCGAUCUAUCACAUUCCGUUCCCGGUGAUCUCACGGGCUAGCUGGGGAUUCUGGGGAUCAUACGUCGCCAUUGUUUCUCGGGUCAUCUUAGCACUGUUCUGGUUCGCGAUUCAGAACGUCAACGGCGGCAACGCCGUGCGUGCCAUGAUUGGAGCCAUCUGGCCUAGCUUCUUGAGGGUGAAGAACGAGAUUCCUGAGGAUCAGGGCAUUACAACGAAUGGCAUGGUCGGAUACUUUAUCUUCUGGCUGUUUCAACUUCCGUUUCUCUGCAUCCACCCGAACAAAGUGCGGUGGCUGUUCGUGGUCAAGUCCGUGCUUGUGCCGAUCGCAUGGAUUGCGAUUUUGAUCUGGGCAUUCGUGGCAGAGGGAGGAGGUGCAAUGUUCGAGCAGAAAGCGACUGUCUCGGGGUCACAGUACAGCUGGGUGUUCUUGGCGAGCAUGACAUCGGUUCUGGGGAACUAUGCCACUCUUAGUGUGAAUCAGUCCGACUUUUCUCGAUACUCGCGUGUUACGGCAAAGUGGCAACUUCUCUAUGUCCCUAUGCUGCCUAUCGUGUUUACAUUCAUCUCAUUCAUCGGCAUUGCUGCCUCCUCAGCUGGCUACGCCAGAUAUGGCGGUUCAGUCCCAUGGGACCCGAUCGAGCUAAUCAGCCACUGGUCCAGCCGGUCAUGUCGCUUUUUCGCAGCCUUCUCAUUCGCUCUGGCUUCUCUGGGUGUCAACAUCUCCGCCAACUCGAUCUCAGCAGCCAACGAUCUGAUGGCCCUGUUUCCAGGACACGUCAAUUUGCGCCGAGGCCAGAUCAUCUGCGGUAUUUUAUCAUGGGCUCUGGUGCCAUGGAAGAUUCUUGAAUCGGCGGACAGCUUCUUGAACUUCAUGUCAGCGUAUGCCAUCUUCCUAGGACCGAUUGCAGCUAUCAUGCUAUGGGACUUUUGGCUGCUAAAGCAUGGAAAGUAUGAUACCCUGGCUCUGUACCAGCCAAACAACCCGGUGUACCGAUACUCGAAAUGGGGCGUGAACUGGCGCGCCAUUGUAGCGUUUAUUGUCGGCGUGGUGCCGAGUCUGCCAGGGCUGAUCAACUCUGUCAACAGCAGUGUCUCGGUUGGCGUGGGUAUCCACCCGUAUCAGUUCGGAUGGCUGCUGGGAUUCGUGGGAACCAGCGUAGUGUAUGUAGGGUUAUCGUGGCUAUUCCCUGCCCGACAUGCUAUUAUCGACAGGGCUGUGAUGGCAGAAGAGAUCUACGACGGACGGGAAGUUGACGGAGAAUCCGAAGAAAAGUUGGACAACAUGCACGAGAAGGCCAAAGUAUAA